UUCAGAUUCCCAAAUGUGCUUACCUCAUUCUCUUAAAGAUAUCUGGAGUGAUGACUUGGUGUCAUGAGAAGGAAGUGACGAGUGCUCGCCACAGAUGCCCAAGGUAACACAUCAGUUUGAGAACACCCUGAGGGACAACAAGGGCAAGCCUCAUAAAAAGGACUUGAUGGCUAGCUUGGAAGCUCCAUUCAAAGAGAUGAUAUCCAAAGAUUCCCUGACUAUAAAUGGCAAGCUUAAAAAGUUCAAGACAUGCUCUAAGUCAAAUCCUCAUUGCAAGAGGCCCAAACCAAGCACUUAUAAAUCAAAUUCCCCAAGAAGGAAGUCUAAGUUGCUCAGAGAUAUUCCUUCUUGUGAGAUCCUCCAACUACUAAUCUCUUGAAAGGAGGACUAGCCUGGAUCUGAGAAUGGCUGGAUAAAUCUCUCUAAUUUCUCAUAAAAUAUUACGAAAUUUUUUAGGAAUUUUUAAACUUUUAUUCCAAUUUUAGAAAAUAUGUAAAAGUCCCUGGGGGAGUUACAUUAGAGGUUUUAUUAAAGCAACUUUUGAGGUGGUAGAUUAACAUAAAGUGUUUUGGAUAUUAUAGCCAGCAUGCUGCAUGGAGAGUUCUCACGUUUUCGAAUAGGCCCAAUAGUAGCGACAGGAUUUGCUCUGAGCAGGAUUCAUCAAUGUCAAAGAAUCUUGGCAGCAAAUAAGGAAACAGAGGAUUUUUAUUGCUUCCUUUGAGAGUAAUGAAAGCAAGUUAGCAUUCGAUGUUAUAGGAUCUGUUAGGUGUCUUUUCUUUUAUAAUUUUUUAUAGAUAUCAUAAUUCUGGAAAUUGAAUGUGGACCAGUCUUUCUGAUAGAGAAGUUGACAAUGGCAUAUCUUGCGGAGAUUGGAGCU
Moneuplotes crassus is the source of this 877-nucleotide messenger RNA. NCBI's taxonomy places the organism in Eukaryota, Ciliophora, Spirotrichea, Euplotida, Euplotidae. The record is from the annotation of a GenBank genome assembly.